CAACAUUCAGUAAGAGAAGCCCAGCUUCUUUUGGGCAACAAAAGUUGGGCUCAUCAACAAAUUGAGACCAAUUGAAGGACCAAUUACAAACGUCGGAGUUAGCACAAGGCGGCCGUCAACUCCUCAGACCAACAAGCUCCUUCUAUUGCUACUGCUGCAGGCUGCAGCCCCCUUUCUUUUCCUCAAGGUAUUUUUUGAGGGAAGGAGUGAGUGUCGGGGAUAUGGCUAAAGCCCUUGAUUUGCAGGACUUCCUUCUCCGCGGUCGAGUCUUGAAGCUUUAUAGGCAAGCACUUCGUAUAACCCGAAGAGCCCCUGUGGAUUCCAGAGGUGAACUAAGAUCGAUGAUUCGACAAGAACUGGAGAACAACCGGCACUGCAAUGACAGGCAACGGACUCGUUUUCUGCUUAGUGAAGGAUUGGAGAGACUGAAAUGUCUCGACGAGAUGCUUGACAUGCAAGGUCAUUAGUUCUUAUUCCUUAAUUUGUAGUUUUUGAACAUGAACAUGCGACCCAUUCCGCAUUUGUUUCGAAUUCAUUCGUCUUUCUUGUGUUACAA
Molecule: messenger RNA, 556 nt
Organism: Malus domestica (apple)
Lineage: Eukaryota; Viridiplantae; Streptophyta; Magnoliopsida; Rosales; Rosaceae
Cellular component (GO): mitochondrion
Source: RefSeq, a predicted model, not a curated record